AUGGACAGGUCUUCAGAUGAUGGCAGGUUCUCAACAGAAAGAAUUAUCCGCAGGCACACUGCCACGGAUAACCACAUCCGACUGCCGCAAGAGCUAUCCCAUGCCAACCUGGGGCGUAGAAAAAGCACGAGUGAUAUCGGUCGUGAAAAAAUGGCCUUUUUACCCACUUUACGAAGAGCUGCAACGUUGAUGUUCACCCCGGAGAAAACAAUCGCCAAACCCCCCAAUACCUGGAGAAGCAUUCAAGCCAUCAUCGUUUCAUCAUGGUUCAACAUUCUGCUGGUGUUUAUUCCCAUAUCUUGGGCAAUCAACUUUGCUCUCCCUGAUCAACAGAGCUUAAUCUUUGUCUUGACGUUUCUUGCCAUCAUACCAUUGGCCAAGCUCCUGGCGUUCGCUACAGACGAACUCUCCAUAAGGGUUGGCCAAACUUUGGCAGGUCUUCUUAAUGCUACACUGGGAAAUGCCGUCGAACUUAUCGUUUCUAUUAUCGCCCUCACAAAAUGCGAACUCACGAUCGUCCAGUCCUCCUUGGUGGGAUCUAUUUUGAGCAAUCUUCUCUUGGUGCUGGGAAUGUGCUUCUUUGCCGGAGGAAUGCGCUUUUCAGAACAGGGUUUUGGGCAAAGUGCUGUGCAACUAAAUUCGUCACUACUUACCAUUAGCGUCAUUGCUGUUUUGCUGCCUGGCGCUUUCCACAUGGCAUUGCAGGGCCAGCCUGCAUAUAGUGAACUCUCGACAGAUUACAACAUACUAAAGACCAGCCACGGUGUUGCCAUCAUUCUCCUUUUCAUUUACGGUUCAUAUCUGGUGUUCCAACUGUUUUCACAUAAAGCCCUCUAUCACUCAAGUGGCCCGGACAUACAACAGUCAAAAGGCUAUGAGGGCGAGAAUCCAUGGCUAAGGUUGAGACUUUACCGUCGUAAAAAUGCUAAACUUGCACAAUCCCCUCCACUGGCGUGUAACGACGAAGUUGCGCCUGCUGAAGAUAGCGACUUAGAGCAUGCAUCUGCGUCUAUGGAGGACACUGAGGUAGAACCAGAUAUGAGUGUCCCUGUGUCCCUUGGGCUCCUGGUCGUUGUAACUGUGUUGGUAGCUGUUACCGCGGAGUUCCUUGUCGAUUCGAUCAACGGUUUGACUGCAUCUGGGGCCAUCGGUAAAGAGUUUGUUGCCGUGAUCUUGCUUCCCAUAGUCGGUAAUGCAGCGGAACAUGUUACUGCUGUCACAGUGUCCGUGAAGGACAAACUAACUCUGAGCUUGGGUGUUGCUGUUGGAUCAAGUAUCCAAAUUGCACUCUUCGUUAUACCGUUCAUUGUGACGCUCGCUUGGAUUAUGGGUAAACAAUUGACGCUCCUCUUCGAUCCGUUGGAAUCGAUCGUGCUAUUCUUGUCUGUCAUCACCGUGAACUACGUUGUACAGGACGGCAAGUCAAAUUGGUUGGAGGGCAUGAUUCUCAUGUGUUUAUACUUGAUCGUGGCCGUCACCUUCUGGUUUUACCCUGGUACGUCGCCGACUAAAAUGUCUGUAAAUUGCCGAGGUGCUAAGUAG
This is a messenger RNA of Suillus fuscotomentosus, 1542 nucleotides long. RefSeq names its product calcium proton exchanger. The transcript has 18 exons. Bases 1 to 1542 code for a protein of 513 amino acids. Lineage: Eukaryota; Fungi; Basidiomycota; Agaricomycetes; Boletales; Suillaceae. The record is from RefSeq and is a predicted model, not a curated record. Gene Ontology annotation, molecular function: calcium:proton antiporter activity. Gene Ontology annotation, biological process: calcium ion transmembrane transport; intracellular calcium ion homeostasis. Gene Ontology annotation, cellular component: fungal-type vacuole membrane.